ACUCAGUCAGACAACGUAAAUAAACACAAGGAGCAGACUGCAUUAGUAAAGUGGGUAACGUUAAAACAUUACUGACUAAAUAAGUUUGACAUUUACGUAAGCCUGUGAACAACAACAGAGCCACAAUCAAAAGUACGCCUACAAGACUGCCACGGAAGAUCCUGUGGCAUAGCCCUACUGAAAUAAGAUCAGCUUCAAGUUAACAUUUAUAAUGGAGGAGCUGCAUGUCCAUUGCCAAAACUGUGUGAACAGAAGGUGCAUGGUAAGGCCAGAGACUGGUAUUUCCUGUGACCUCAUGGGCUGCCCACUUGUUUGUGGGGCAGUUUUCCACUCAUGUAAAGUGGACGAGCACCGUUUACUGUGCCCAUAUGAAAGAGUGCCUUGCCUAAAUAGUGGUUUUGGAUGCCCCUUUUUGAUUGCCAGAAUCAAAAUGGCACAGCACUUGGGAAUAUGCCCAGCCAGUGUUGUGUGCUGCACCAUGGAAUGGAACCGAUGGCCUGUGAGCUACGCUGAUCGAAAGUCCUAUGAGAACUUAAGUAAAGAGGUUUAUGAUGUUGAACAGCUAGAUAUGGCAUUGGCCCUACAAGAUCAGCGUAUGCUACUUGAGUCUCUCAAAGUAACGACCACUGUGACAAAAACAGUAGAUGAGAAAAAUGAAGAGAAUGAAAAGAUGAACUCAAGCAUCCAGGAGGUAGAAAUGACAAGUGGCCUCAUUGAAAUGGAUGGGGAGUCAUACAAUGAACUUUACAAGGCUUCAGUAGAGACAAGCAGAAACUUAGCAGCUGCUUUGGACAUUCUGAGCAGUGCAAACAAAGGUAUUGACUUGAUCAUGGAAAACCUCAGUGGUGCAAAAGCUGACAGAAAUGGAGCUUGUCACGGUAAUCUAAAUGGGGAUCUUUGUUCAGAGGAAUGUAAGAAUGUGGUAAUGAAGGAAAGUGACACAGACUCUGAGUGUGAGUUGGGAGCUGUAGGUGGAGUAGACUGUGCUUUUCCUGCAGCUUAUGAAGGAGAGUGGAUGGAGGAAAAUGGAUUUGAUGUAUGUUCUGAUGAAGAGGAGGAAAUAAUUGGUAAAGUGGAACUUGAUGGACUGCUGCUGUGUAAUGAGUUUAGAGAUGUGGAGGAUCACAAGAAUGGUGAUCUUGAAAUGCAUGUGGAGAGAGCUGAGGUUAGGGUCAAUGGUUCCUCAGACAUGAGGCCAGAGGUGCCUUAUCAUUCCAUGCCUGUUGUAGCUGAAGAGCCAGAAAUGGCCCACCCACCACAGUUACCACUACCUCUGCCCAUACCCCUACCUGAUUUGGUACAGAACAAUGUUUUGCAGCAACUGCCUGUUGAAAUCGAGGACCGGUGGCUGGAGCGCAAAUUGCAGAACCUUCAAGUGCUCAGAGGUAUGAGUGUGUUUACGUUCAAUGGACGGCGAACUCUUCUGUCUAAUCCUUAUUUACUCCGGGCUAAGAUGGAAGAUAAGGCGGUGGACACGUCUGAUCUAGAGGUUGCAGAUGAUCCAAUAGGCCUUCAUGGUAUUGACCUCAUCACUGCUGCUUUGCUCUUCUGCCUUGGAGACUCACCAGGGGGCAGGGGGAUUUCAGACAGCCGUUUUGUAGAUGGCUAUCGGAUUGAUUUUGGCACACAGACUUUUUCCUUUCCAUCUGCUAUACUAGCCACCAGCACUAUGGUGGGCGAUAUCGCCUCAGCAUCUGCUUGUGACCACGCUAGUCCUCAGCUGUCCAACCCGAGCCCCUUCCACACCCUCAGACUGGACCUAGUUCUGGAGUGUGUGGCUCGGUACCAGACCAAGCAGCGCUCCAUGUUCACUUUUGUGUGUGGUCAGUUGUUUCGCAGGGAUGAGUUCUCUUCCCAUUUUAAGAAUGUUCAUGGAGACAUCCACGCUGGCCUUAAUGGCUGGAUGGAACAGAGGUGCCCUUUGGCAUUCUACGGCUGCACCUACUCCCAGAGGAGGUUCUGCCCCUCCGUGCAGGGCUCUAAAAUCAUCCAUGACCGAUACUUGGGCUCAUUUGGUGUGCAGUCUGGUUUAGCUGCACGUCCAGGCGAGCCUCUCUCUCGAAACACCUGCCAGUAUGGCUCCCACUGUGACCACCUCAGCAGCUUACCCUUUGAGCUGCUGCAGCACGUUGCAAGCUUUCUGGAUGGCUUCAGUCUCUGCCAGCUGUCUCGAGUGUCUCGUACCAUGAGGGAUGUUUGUGCUAGUCUGCUGCAAUCACGUGGUAUGGUGGUCUUGCUCUGGGCGAAGACGAGAUGUGCCAAUGGAUCCUCCUCUUGGCAAAUUAAAGACAAGGUCUGGAGAUUCAGCACAGCCUUUGGAACAGUGAAUGAGUGGAAAUUUGCCAACAUUUCCAGCAUGGCUGAUCACUUAAAGACGUGCAAGUUCAACACAGUAGCUCGCCGAGAGGAGGCCAUUCCCCUGCCUUGCAUGUGUUACACAAGAGAGCUUACUAAAGAAGGACGUUCACUACGCUCGGUGCUCAAACCGGUGUUAUAGGCCAAGCUCAAAUGCAAAUAAAUGUGCUGCUCUAGAAGCUUCCAGUUUUUUGGUUUGACAGACGAGUCAUUUGACAAUACUUCAGAUAUUCUGACAAAAUACCUUUUGAUUAGUUUUUUUGUUUUUUUUUUCUUUUUCAAAACACUGUGCAGUGGAGCCUUAAUUAUUGGCACUUGACUUAUUAAUGUGUUUUCUUAAUAAAAACAAGCUAGGUUUAUUGCUUAUAUUCAUAUUUUCUAUUUAUUAUUAUUGAUAUUCUUUUGCACAGCUAGGCCCUAAACAUAUUGUGGCAUGCAUUGAAGUGUCAUUGCUUUGAUGUGUGUACUCUUACUCCAGAAAUACUGCAUAGUCAAAUGUUGAUGACCAAAAUUAGGUUAUCUUGCUUAUCAUUCUGCUUAGAAUGAAACUGUUAAGUCAGUUUGUCUUCAGCUCUUUGUCUCUAAUUUUGUGACUCACAAGGUUGUAUACUGUAAUUUUUCAUUCGCGUCAGUUAAACAAGCAGUCUGAUUUUGGUUUUAAUAUACAAUAUGUAGCACUUUACUUUGUACUGCUGAUGUUUACUUUUCACAAACAGAUAUUGAACUGAAACUGAAUUGUUAUGUCAGUUGAAAUAUCUUGAUGCUAACUCAGCACUGUCAUCAUUCAUUGUUGUUUUAGUAAUGAGCACCAACGAUGCUCGUCUGCUGUUCUAGCUGUUAAAUUUGUUUUGCUUUCUUAUAGUUAGACAUGUCUGCCAAUGCUUUUUGGUCUUUUGCCGUUGACAACGCUACAACCGCUAUUUUCUCUUGACAAAAUGAGCCAUUAAUGAAAGCCUGCAGGACAGGUAUGGGCUCCUGGUGUUCAGAUAGCACAAAAUGGCUUAUAUGUUGGACAAGUCACUUCAUGACAUUUUCUACAGCUCUGCAUGACACAUUUCCAGAAGUAUCUUGUAUGCCUCUCAGGGUUCUAAAGAUAAAAAGCUGACUAAGAAUGGACAUUACAAUCUACAGAAAGAAACUUGAUAGAAACUCUUAAUUGUACUUGAGUAUUUGAGUUGUUGGUAAUGUUCAUGAUUAGAAGAUAAGAAGGGUGUUAUUCUGUUUUUGAUAUAUUUUGGUAAGCUAAUUUCAGCAGUUCAGGGCCCUAGAAUUGUUUUUGGAAAUCCCUACUCAUAAAUACGUUCAUUUUCAUUGUGCAGAGUUUUCAGGAAUUUAACAUUAAACUGCAUGUUGGAGAGUUCAAGUAUAAUUGUUUAUGACUUGUAGAUUUGAAGAACUGUAAUUCUGCUGGACUUGGAGUGAAUGUCAGUAGAUUUGCAUGGAGUCUCAUUACUCCAUUGUUGAAAAAUGUUUUGAAUAUUGACCUUUUUUUGAUAAGGAUAAAUGAGUCUUUUUCAGUUAUUUUAUACCUGAAGAUUUAGCAUUAAUGCAUUGUGAUGAACCACCAGCAAAAUGACUGUACUGUUGUGGAGAAAUGCUUGUUUCUCUUAUUCCUGAUGCAUGGGAUGCUUAUUGUUGAAAACCUUGGUUGCCCUUAAAUGGUUGUCCUGUGUGUAUCAUUUAAUGCAUUUUGACUACAUUUAUUUAAUAAACAAUUA
This is a messenger RNA of Colossoma macropomum (tambaqui), 4073 nucleotides long. It is a transcript of the gene fbxo30a, whose product is annotated as F-box protein 30a. The transcript has 3 exons. Gene Ontology annotation, molecular function: ubiquitin protein ligase activity; protein binding; zinc ion binding. NCBI's taxonomy places the organism in Eukaryota, Metazoa, Chordata, Actinopteri, Characiformes, Serrasalmidae. The record is from RefSeq and is a predicted model, not a curated record. The coding region runs from base 212 to 2497 and encodes 761 amino acids.